This is a messenger RNA of Schistosoma rodhaini, 6005 nucleotides long. The record is from the annotation of a GenBank genome assembly. Lineage: Eukaryota; Metazoa; Platyhelminthes; Trematoda; Strigeidida; Schistosomatidae.
UGAAACUUAUUCUUUGAAUUUGAAACCUUUUUCAAGGACUACAUUCAAAACCCGCCUGAUACAACUCUCGCGGUACCACAUUGUACAAUGUGCUUACCAACUACUGCUCCUCGAAGCUUACCUGAUUGCCCAACCAGAAACUACAAUAAAUCCAGGAAGAAAAAUGUAUCUUCACAUGAAAAAGAAAAACUCAAGGUUGAUAAUCAAUCAUACAAGCCUUCGCUACCUUCAGAUUAUAAUCCCAUCAUCUCUAAAAACUAUGAUCUUCAAGUCAAAUCAGAGAAUCAUUCAAAGGGAAAGCAAACUUAUGAGCGUCGUGAGAAGUCGCGUAUUGCAGCUAGGCAGAGAAGACAUCGUGAAAAUCAAGCACUAGUCGAACUAUACUUAACACUACCGAUUCAACAAAAUCUGGCUGUUGAUGUUCUCAAGAAUAAGUGUCAUAAGGUUGGACAACUGGGGGGAGAUAACCACGAGCAAAUAUUAGACGGUCUAACAGAAUCCAGUUCAUUGUUAAAUACUAUCGGAGAGCUUGAUUUCGCCCCGACUUAUCGUCUUGCUACGACUAUAUUUAGACAACACAACUUGUCCACACCAGUUCUCGAAAAAGCUGUCAUUGUGCGCAUAGCCAGCAAUUCUUUAUGUUUGUAUAACUGGCUUUAUCCUUCCACUGAAUCAGAUUCAAAUACCAAACCACAAAAUAAAUUACCAUUAGUAGGUUGUCAUCCAACCGAAUCGGAUUCGUCAUCAUCAUCUAUCACUUGCAUGGAGAUGUCAGAUUGUUAUGAUAAUACUACUGCUACUACUACUAGUAGUAGUGGUACCUUAGGUAUCCAAAUUCCUUUGGCUAGUAGUACCACUCCUGUUUUUCCAAAAUCAGUAUUGAGUGUUCACUCAAAGUGUCUGGUUGCUAUCAUUGUUGAUGCUACACAUAAUAUCAUUAUUUAUGCUCCACCAGCAUACACUGAACUAAUUGGUUUAUCGUGGGUCACUACAAUCGGUUUAAAAUUGAACGAAUUAGUCUCUCGACAAGUAUCAAUAGGGGUUUCAUCAGAAUUAAGGAGUCACAACUGUUGCCAUUAUCUUCGCAAUUUGCAGUAUGGUAAAUACAGUUCCGUUGAAAAUAUGAUCACAAAUUCUAAACAAAAAUCAAUACAAACUGAACUUGGUGAUAUGGAAUAUGUUGAAUAUGACCCAGUAGCAAUAUCUAACCACACACUCAAAUCGGCACAGAUUCAUCAACAAUUUAAACAACCUUUGUCGUGUGAAAUGAUUUGGCCAUCAUCCUAUGGUAUAACAAAUCGUCCACUGUGUCUCAGCUCUGUUUUACCAAAACCAAUAUCAGUGUCUCCGUCACAUAUAGAGUGCUCAGAACACUCGAACGAUGAAACAAAUCUCGGGAGUGUACAAGGUUUCCAAGAUCCUUCUAUUGCAAAUACAUCAGUUUCUAAACACAUAGCGGAACAGUUCGUAUUAUGUUGGAAUAGUUCAAAUGUAUCUAUCAGAAAUAAAUUUUCAAAACAUGAAGAUUUCACUUCCGAUAUUAGCUGUAGUUCGUUAUCACCGUCGUCAUCAUCAUUAUCAUCAUCGUCUCCAUUACCAUUUUCAAAUAAUCAUAUAAAUUACAAACAAACUAAUAACUUUUCUUCUAAUCCUAAUCAUAACAUUAACAACAGAACUGAUAUUGGAUAUUGUAAUUCAACUGAAAUAUUAUUACACAAUCACAAUGAUUCGUAUCCUAGUAAUAAGAAUAAUAGUGGCGACAGUGAAGCUGAUUAUCCAUUUAAAUCAAAUCGAGCUAAUGAUAUAAAUCUUCAAAUAUAUUUACUACAACCUAUUCAUUUACCAAAUAUUAACAAUAAUACUCAUGAUUAUGUUAAUAAAGAAAAUUAUGAAUCAUGUUUUACUGAUAAUAAUAAUAUCCAUAAUCAUUCAGAUCGUAUUAAUAACAAUAUUAUGAAUGGUAAUAAUAUUAGUUAUAAUAAUCAUAGAAAUAAUACUGUACAGAAAAAUAAUACAUUUGUAAAAUUUAUUAAUAAUAAUAAUUCAUGUUGUACAAGCUUAUCAAAUUCAUGUAGAACAUAUCAUUCAACUAAAAAUCUACAAUUUAUAGAUAUUGCUAAUGAUUUCUUAACACAAUCGGGUUAUACAAAAGUCGACCUUUUGAAUAAAUGUUUAUUCGACCUGAUACAUAUCGAUGAUUUGGUGCAUGUAUCUGAAGCUAUAAAUAUAGUAAAUGAAAAUCAACCAGUGGUCACUUCAUUUUAUCGAUUACGAUUAAAAUGUGAAAAAUAUUGUUGGGCUCGUAUGUUAAUUUUUUAUUGUAAACAAUCAUAUUAUCAUUUGUCAAAUACAUCAUCAAUAUCUACAAAUAAUCGAUUAAAUAAUUAUCAAUAUCCAAUCAAUGAAAUAUCAAGUUAUUGUAUGAAUUUUAAUGAACAUUAUAUGAUAAAGAAUGAUAAAUAUUUUUCAUCAUCUGAAUCAGGAAAUUUUGAUAAAUUAAAUUCUUUUGAUAAAUGUACAUCUUCAGAAUUAUUGGUUUGUUGUCAUCAAUUAUCACAUUUCUAUUAUUGCAAUGAUUUAUCGGAAAGUUCAGUGACUUUUGAAAAAGAGAUAUCUAAUCAACUCAAUGUUGUCAAACAACCUCAAUUCGAGUUAAUCAACUGUGAACAUUUACAUGGAUAUAAUGACUCUACGUCUGAUUCAUCAAUAUAUACAUCUCAAUUAUUGACAACAACAACACCAACUAGUCAACAAGACCUCAUGACAAAGUCUAAUAAUAAUAGUGAUAUUAAUAAUAAUGAUAAUAAUAAAACGAAAUAUAAGUAUGAAACUACUGAUUUUGUGUCUGAUUCAUAUGAAUCACAAUGCUUCUCAGUUCCAGCAUCAUCCUAUGUUCAAGGCUAUUCUAUAUUCCCGUCAGAUGAACCAAAUCAAUUGGAUGAAUUGAUUUCAUCAUCUUCACCAUCUAGUGAAAAGGAAAUAUCGUCUGGAUCAUCAUUUAAUUCAUCCAUUUCUUUAUCACCCUCUCAACAUUUUCAAAGUUAUGUUACUACAUCACCAGAAAAGAACAUACAUAUUACAAAUGAUCAAGAAGGUUUCACUUUGAGCACAAUCGGACUGAAAAUGAAAUCAGAUGACCAUCAUUUGUUCAAUCAUUCUAAACAUUCUGUUGUCGCUAAUCUUACUAAUACUAUUUCUGAUUUAACGAAGAAAAAUAUUACAAAUUUAUCUUGUUCAACUACUAAAUUGUGUACCCAUAGUUCGUCUUCACUCCAAGAUGUAAUGUAUAAUAAGUUUGGUAAUUCAUGUUCGACAACUAAAACGGAUUCUAGGAUGAAUCCUAUAGUUAGUUGUAAUGUGGAAUCACAGUCAACAAGUCAAGUAAGUUUAUUCACUAUUCUAUGGUAUUGCAAAAUUCAUAUUCAACAUAUCUUUAAGAUUCAAGUUUCGAAGUCUAUACAGUCAGUACACAUCAAACUGGUAUAUAAACUGUUAUAUUCAUACACUUCGAGCAAAUCAGUUGUUAUGUGAACUCAGUAGUCUAAUAGUGGAUAAUACAUUGGUAUUUGUAAUGAAAAGUACUGAUUUCGAGUCUCACUGUGAACACCAAACCCAAGUACGUUCAGCUAACAAGUCACAAACACGAAGAAACACGCCUUACAAAUCCCGCAGCUAACCACAAUCUAACUUUACUAGAACUUAUAAUUGAAUGGCGAUAUCAAGGCAAUCCACUAAGGAUGCACAUAUUUCAAUAGAGACUGAUCAUUUGCAGUAUUGAAUGGAAGCAAUAAGACAUUACAAAUUAUAUUUAAUAUAUCCUUAUCAGUUCCCAAGACUUAAAGUAUUUGAAUAUAGUUCUAUAUACAUUGAAAUCGACAUUUUAUCAUUAUAGAUACAACUGUGUGGGAAGAUAAAAACAGACAAAUCAUUCAUUAUUUGAAGUACCAAUAUAAAUGUUUUCGGAUUCGCUUGAUCAACCCAAUAAAUUAUUAAUUCAACUUACGUUAUUUAAAAUACUACAGUGGUUAUUACCUGCUUGUUUAUUAUUGUUGGCAGUUCUUUUUACUGAUUUGUAGCACUUUAGGGAAUAAAUUGCAUUCAAACAAAUUUUACCCAAUAAACUAUUCAGUUUUUCUAAACAAUGUCAAAAUCAGAGGAAUCCAUUUAACUAUAAUCUACGCAAUAAUAUAAAAAUGCCUAAAUUUCCAAAUCGCGGUCAUUAUCAUCCGUACACGAAUUGUCAUAGCAUUCGUUUCAAUAACUCAGAUUCACAUCGUUUUCUUCAAAAGCCACAUAUUGAGUCAAGUAAUACUUCCAUGAAUAUUUUUGAUUAUUCACCAAAGGGUUAUAAGUCAACAUUUCUUCCACAAGCUCAUAUUUGUCCAGUAUUUAAUGAUGUUGUCCAUAAAGAACCUGACGAUGUGUAUCUUGUUCCUCCUAAAAAGCCUCGUUUAUAUCCACCAAUUAACAAUAAAGAUACAAAUGAAUUUAAUCUAAUCUCUAAUAAUAUCAAUCAUUCAAAGGAAUCAUGUAAUCAUAUGAUAAAUGAAUUACAAUUCACAAAUUUCAUAAAUAAUCGUUAUUUUUCUACAGUUAAUAAUAACCAACAUCACUUGUAUAAACAUGUUUAUGAUUAUACAGAUAAUCAUAUUGAUAACAAUAAUUACGAUAAUGAAGAUUAUAAUUUCAAUAAUUACAGUAAAAAUUAUAUAUUUCAAAAUUCUAUUAGAUGUCAAUGUUGCAACAAUUAUGAAUUAUUAAAUCUUUAUCCACAAUAUUAUCAUCAAAACAGUCAAUAUCAUCUUGAUUAUCAACAACAACAAUCUCAACCAUUAUUACAUCAUCAUCAUCAACAGUCGUAUACAUUUGACAAUUUCACUAAUAAUAGUACAUUAAUCUAUUGAAUCAAAUAGGUUAUUAUUAUUAGGUUAUACUAAUGGUGAUUACUAUGUUAUCUACUAAAUGUGCUUGUAUGAUUAUCUGUAUGUGUACUCCUUACUAGUAAGUACCGUUGAAACUCUUAUUUGGUUAUUCUCAUUCUUCUUACUAUUUUUUUUUCUAGUUUUGUCUUUCAUGCUUUCUCUCUUUGAUUUAUUAUUUUGCAAACCAUUUUUUUUGUUUUUAUAUUUUUGUUAGGGAACUUUAUUGCCUAGUCCCACCCCACCUUGCAUACACAUACACUUGUCUGUGUUUAUUAUCCAUUACUGAGAUUAUACAACGAUCAAUGUCAUUAUUUUAUGUAUUGAUUGAGUUAGGUAAUCAUUAUUAUUUUAAUAGACUUAUUGUUGUUUUAACGAUUAUUUUGUUAGUUAUUGCCUCCCCCUCCAUUCCCUUGGAAAUAUAUCAGAAAAUUUAUAUUACUAUCAUUUUAUCUCUAUCCGUCAUUUGUGAUUGCUAUGACAUAUGUUUAUUGUUUGUGCUGAUUUCUUGUCUAUCUUUGUUUUGUUUGUGUUUUUCGCAUCGUUCCAUUUUAUUUAUUUAUCUUUUUUUUUAAUUUAAAAGACAAAUCAUUUUAUUUAAUUCCUAUGAUAUUUCUGGUCGAUACAAAAAAAAAGCGAACUCAAUUUUGUUCAUGACAAUAAUAAUAAUAAUGACAGCGAAUUUUUUAAAAAAUUUUUAUGCUCUCCAUAUCUCUCUUUGUUUCUUAUAUCACCACUUAUUUAAAGAAAAGUAUUCAACAAUUAAGAUAACUUUGUUGUUUAUUAUCGUUAUUAGCGAACAAUGUCUAUGUGAAGUAAGAUUACUAAAGGGGAUCAAUGUAGAAGCACACUGUAACUUUAUUUCAAGUAAUAUUGUAGUGAACAAAACACUAGUUGGGGACAAUCGAAUGUAUUUUAGCAAACAUUACAGACUAUCUCGGUAAAUUCUGAUAACCAAACAAUGAACAGUCAAUUUGCAAAUUAACAACCAUUUGUUUCAAUCUUCACUGUUUCUUCUCUAAUUCCAUUGCUCAUGCAUUUUCCAAACGAUUGCGCUUCAUUUCAGUUCUUUCUUCAUCGGUCUUC